This is a messenger RNA of Vicia villosa (hairy vetch), 1481 nucleotides long. RefSeq names its product putative clathrin assembly protein At1g33340. The coding region runs from base 118 to 1326 and encodes 402 amino acids. Gene Ontology annotation, biological process: clathrin-dependent endocytosis; vesicle budding from membrane; clathrin coat assembly. Lineage: Eukaryota; Viridiplantae; Streptophyta; Magnoliopsida; Fabales; Fabaceae. Gene Ontology annotation, molecular function: SNARE binding; clathrin heavy chain binding; phosphatidylinositol-4,5-bisphosphate binding. Gene Ontology annotation, cellular component: clathrin-coated vesicle; clathrin-coated pit. The record is from RefSeq and is a predicted model, not a curated record. The transcript has a single exon.
ACCUUUAUAUGUGCACACUCCUACAAUUUCUCAAUUCUACACAUCAAAUUCUUCCAUUAAUUAGUCUCCUAGCAUAGUUGAAUUUCUUCUCCUUUUCCUCCAAAAGAAAAAAGACUAAUGGUUAUAAUAGAUAUACAAACCAAACUUCGUGUAGCUCUUGGCACAAUGAAAGAUCAAGCUUCAAUUGGCAAAGCCAUGAUGUAUAACCAUCAACAACAUGAUGGUUUUUCCAACAUAGAGAUUGCAAUUCUUCGUGCAACUAGUCAUGGCAAUAACACAAUUGAUGACAAAUACAUGCAUGAAAUCCUUUUCCAUGUAUCAAACUCAAAAGGCUCAAUCCCUUUUCUCGCCGAGAGAAUUUCGCGCCGUCUAUGCAAAACCAAAGACAAUCUUGUUGCUCUCAAGACUCUUGUUUUGAUUCAUAGACUUCUUAGAGGCGGAAACCGAACAUUCGAACAAGAUUUAUGCAAAGCUCAUGUUUCUGGUCAUUUGCAAAUCACCAUAAUAAGGUAUGGUUGUGUUACAAAGAAUUUUUAUGACCCUUUGGUUAGUUUUUUACACAAGUAUGCAUCUUAUCUUGAAGAAAGAAUGAGUUGGCUCAUAAACCAAGGUGGAAAACUUGAACCUAUUAUGUCUAAAGGGUUAGAAUUUAGGAGAUAUGGUGAAAAGUCUUUUGAUAUGGCAUUUAGAAUAUUGCCUAAAUGUCAAAUUCUUAUUGAUAAGGUUUUGGAAUUUUCACCAUGUGAUAUUUUGAGGUCAAGUCAUCAUCAUAAUCAUCAUAGUCAUGCUCAUGUUGCUAUGAGCAAUAUUUUGAGAGAAAGUUUCCAAGUUUACAUGACAUUUUCUGAAGGCAUUGAAGCACUUGUUAACAUGUUCUUUGAGUUAGAAUCAUCAGCCAAAAACUUAGCUUGUGAGAUACUCAAGAAAGGCUCUAUUCAAAGUCAAAAGCUUCAUGAUUUGUAUCAAACAUGUAAAAAGUAUGUUGAAAACAAGAAUCUUGAAUACCCUUUUGUUCAAAUUAUAAGUAUGAAUCAUAUAAUGGCAUUAGACAAAUUUAGUUGUCAACAAAAUCAAGUUGAAGCUUCAAAUGUCUCUAUAUCAAGAAACUCAAAAUUUCCUCAAAUUUCAAGCCUUUUCAAUAGUUCAAAGGAGAUAGAGUUGGAAGUAACUUCAAAAGAAAGAAAGAAAGAUGAAGAGAAAGUUGAUUUAAAUUUUCCAACAAUUCCAACUCUUUUUUCAUGGACACUAGAGACCAAAAUAAGCAAAGUUUGGGUGGUGUUUGAAGAUGAAGUUCCUAGUGAAUCACAUAUUCUUCCAAGGGAAUGAACCUUAAUAUUCGUUUGGAAGAUUUUUUUGUUUGGUUUUUAACCAAACCUUUCCCAAGGGAAUGAACCUUAGUAUUUUGAGUUUGAUUGAAUGUAAAUAAAAUUUGAUUAAGUAUUGUUUAUGUCAUUAGUUGAUCAAGUUUAUUAAACAUUUGA